AUGCCUACACCUCAAUAUGUAGACUUUCGAGAAAAGACCAUUUUCGUUUUGGGGAUUCUGUCGUUUGGUAUCAUUCCAUUUAUUUUGGUAGGUAAUGCAUUUGUCAUAAUAUCGUUGAUCAAAUUCAAAUUUCGGUUUCGAAAUGUGACAAACCUUUUCAUUGGAUCCUUGUCCGUGGCGGACUGUCUGGUGGCAGUUUUGUCGUUGCCACUUUACGUGGCGUUUUACUUCCAAGGUGAAGAGUUGGUGACCAUCAAAUACCUUUGCUUAUGUAAGUACUCCUCCGUCGUCUGCUCAAUGAGCGCCUCGAUCACAAACCUGGUGGCCAUAGCAGUGGACAGAUACAUCGCCAUAAUUUAUCCGUUGAAGUAUCCAUCCACAAUGACAAGAAAAAGAGCUCUGGUCAUCAUUGGAUUUCUGUGGGUCUAUAAUCUGUGUUUGUUUGUGUUUCCCUUCGUGGUCAACAAUUACGAAGCUGGUACAAACGAAUGUGACUUAUUUAAUGUUUUGCCGAGGCUUUAUUACAUGAGCUGUACAUUUGGAGCCGUUUUCCUUUGUCUGGCGCUGGCACUAGUCAUGUAUAUCAGGAUUUUUGUGGUUACUCAGAGACAUCGAAAAAGGCUCAAGAUAUACAAUGAGAGUCGUAAAUCUACCGUAAAUCGCAAGUUGAAAACGGAAGUAAAAUCAGCUAAAACAAUGGCCGUCACCUUAUUUCUGUUUUUCAUAUUUUGGAUUCCGUUUAUGGCUGUCGGGCCCCUGACAUAUUUGAAUCUUGAAAAGAAUCUCAUUUAUUCUAUCAAAAGCAUUGCCAUUUUUAUUGCAAAUUGCAAUUCUGGAAUCAAUCCCAUAAUUUAUUGUUGGAUGAGAAAAGAUUUCAAUGCAGCGUUUAAGGCGAUCAUCAGAUGUUCUAAUCGCAGAAAAAGAAAUGAAAUUCAGACUGACCCUUUGUCCAGUUUCCCUAAGAACAAAGAAAUCCGGAAAAGAAAUUCAAAUAAUGAAAGUAUUUGGAAAGAAAAUGAAUCGGAGACAUCUAGUCGCACACCGUGCAACAUGUCUUCUGAAGACAGCUGUAAUGAGACCUACAAUGGCGGGGAAAUAUUUUUUGUUUCUGGGACAGAAGUACCUGCUGCAACUGAGUGA
Ostrea edulis (European flat oyster) is the source of this 1140-nucleotide messenger RNA. RefSeq names its product adenosine receptor A2b-like. Gene Ontology annotation, cellular component: membrane. Lineage: Eukaryota; Metazoa; Mollusca; Bivalvia; Ostreida; Ostreidae. Gene Ontology annotation, biological process: G protein-coupled receptor signaling pathway. Gene Ontology annotation, molecular function: G protein-coupled receptor activity. The record is from RefSeq and is a predicted model, not a curated record. The transcript has a single exon. The coding region runs from base 1 to 1140 and encodes 379 amino acids.